UCCUCGUUGGAGAUAUAUUUAAGGGCACUGACAGGCUCAAGUUCGAAAGAUGUCAAAGCCCAUCGCUGUGGACACACCCGACGGAUGGAUUGUGACCCCCAUCUCGCCUCCCGACGGCGUUGGUUGCGAACCCUCCACGCCACCCCUCCAGAUCCCCACACCACUCUCGCGCGCCUACUCCGCUGCAUUCUCGACGGGCCCGCUUGUCCUUUCUCGCAAUGUGCCGGAUGACCCCCACGUCACCUCCACUAAUUCUACUGCGUCCCACUCUUAUUAUCAAGAACUCCGUUCCACCCUCACCGAAAAUCCUGCGAGUGAUUACUUGCGUUUUUUCGAUCAUCGGCUGCCCUGGAGCGCAACUGGGGAUAGUAUCCAGAGUAGCUGCGAGCCAUCUCAUCAUCGUCAUCAGGAGUCCUUUGUGCCAGGCACUGAGGAGCCCACUGCCAAGCCCGUUCCUUCGUCUUUAUUCCACGGAAAUGGAAGCAGCUACAGGAAGGUGGAUGGGGAAGGGAAAGUCGUUCGUGCUGCACUGGAUGCCCGCCACAACAAAUAUCUAGCCAGCUCUGAGGCUGCCCGAUUUACGCCUGGGCCUAAGGAGCUCGCUUCCUUAGCUCACCGCUUCUAUCCUACAGUUGAAGGUGCAGGCAUGUGUCACGCGUACAUCACAUCUGUUGUGCGCUUCAGGGACAAUGAUGCGGUGCGACACCGGUCUCUUAUACUGGCGGUCGCCCGAUACGGUAUGCCGAAUUUCGGCCUUCGGAUUGAUCGUUUUCGGGAUCACACGUUAUCGUGGCCCGAUUCGCCCUGCACCGUAACUGUGUCUGAGAAUUCGAAUCUGCUUCAUGAUGUGAGGUCAAGUGAAGAAGCACGAUUGGAACUUCCGCGACCUGUUCCGUUGCUUGAGUUUGGUAGAGUGCUCGAGGUCGUUCUAAUCGAGUGUGGUCCAUACAAUGUAUUCGCGGAAAAUUGUUGGUUUGUGGUCUCUAUGGUGGAGGAACUAUUCACGGAAAUGUUCGGUGCUCGCUAUGUGAAAGGUGGAGCUAGACGAUCACGACUCGCUCGCCAGACGCGUGCCAGAAUUCGAAGCAAGCUGGGUCUUAGGGAUUCCGAGUGACAAGAUAGGUCACGUUCAGUUCUAGGACGGUUCCUUAUGAAAAAACAUAACGACAAUGAAGAUUUGUGGAUUGGAAUCAUAUAUAUAUAACUUUGGUUGUGACUUGUUCUGGGCGCAUUUCAAGCGCCUUGGCUGUUGAUGACGAACGUUGUUUGCGCAUACUGACUGAGUUAAUCUGCUUGUACCCAUGUAUGUACGUCUUUCUACUAGCCAACAGAAAAGCUUUGUUUCAG
Cantharellus anzutake is the source of this 1347-nucleotide messenger RNA. RefSeq lists its product as uncharacterized. Lineage: Eukaryota; Fungi; Basidiomycota; Agaricomycetes; Cantharellales; Hydnaceae. The record is from RefSeq and is a predicted model, not a curated record. The coding region runs from base 50 to 1114 and encodes 354 amino acids. The transcript has 5 exons.